Onthophagus taurus is the source of this 952-nucleotide messenger RNA. NCBI's taxonomy places the organism in Eukaryota, Metazoa, Arthropoda, Insecta, Coleoptera, Scarabaeidae. The record is from RefSeq and is a predicted model, not a curated record.
ACGAUUUUGUGGUGGUUCGUUAAUUUCCACAAGAUAUGUUUUAACGGCAGCACAUUGUCCUAUAAAGUAUUUAACUUCUAAAUGUCAUUUUUAAUCUUUAUUAAUAAGUUUAUUUUCAGUUCGUUGCGUAUUGAAGCAGUUUUAGGGGCUCAUAAUAUUCGAGACAACGAAGAAUCUUCCCAAGUUAGAAUUUUAGCUGAAAAUUACAUAAUACACGAAGAGUAUGAUAGCGAUUUUAACAAAAAUGAUAUUGCUUUGGUUGUUUUACCAGAAAAUAGCGUUUAUUUAUCAAAUAUAAUUCAAAUCGUAGCGUUACCAAGUUACUCUGAUACACAAAACGAUUUCUUGGAUGAAUCAUCAACCAUAAGCGGUUGGGGUAAAAUAUCAGAUGCAGAGUCAACAUACACAGAUUUAUUGCAUUACGUGGAAGCUCCAAUAAUAACAAAUGAUGAGUGCAAGAUGUGGUACUUCGGUUUAUUUAUUGAAGAAACAAAUAUAUGCGCGAGUGGAUUGAACGGAAAAUCACCGUGCAAUGGUGAUUCAGGUGGUGCAUUAUUAAUAAAUAAUAUACAAGUUGGGAUUGCAUCAUUUGGUGUUGGUUUUGGAUGCGAAGUGGAUUUUCCGGGAGCUUAUACGAGAGUUACAUCUUAUUUAAAAUGGAUUGAAGAAAAUAGUGAUGUUAUAAUCAAUACAAUAUAAAUAAGUUAUUUAAUUAUUGUGAAUAUUUAAAAAAUUUGAUUUUUACUUAUAAUUGUGAUAACAUUUGUAAUUAUUCUUUAUAAAUUGUUGUUAACUAUUGUUUUUAUUUUAUGUUCUUUUACAUUGUUAUGCAACAAUUUAAUGGAUUAAGGCAUCCUUAGGAAUUAGUCAUAAUGUUGGCAAAACCGUAUAGAUGAGAAAAUUUUUGUCAUAAUCAAGCAUUAGAAGUUAAAGCAUUCAGAAAAAAUCUUGA